AUGUCAGCUUUUACGCUUCCUGAUUUGAGAUUCGAAGAAUCGUUCUUGAGAACAUUAUACUCAUAUGCUGGAUACCAAACCCCCACUCCAGAUGCUAAAAAUUCCGCAGCGCUUACGGAAAAAGAAUUGACUUUACUUAGCGGCAAAAUAGAUGACCAAGAACAACAAAUAAUAGAUAGUCCAAGUGGGCCAAGCGGAUUUCAUCCUAUAGGUCCAAUUUCCCCUUCCAUAAUUGCAUACGCCGUGUUCAAAGAUCAAAUCCUUAUGCCGCUCAUACAAGGGUUCUUAUGGACUGGAUUUUUGAUUAGCAUCCGCCCAUUUUUGGGAAUAAUUGUGCAGCAGGGUCAGAGAUGUGGGUUAUGGCUCUCGAAUACUUUGGGGUUAAAUAGAAUCAGACCAUCUCCAAAUCCAUAUGUAUAUAAAACGACUAUAUAG
This is a messenger RNA of Debaryomyces hansenii CBS767, 435 nucleotides long. RefSeq lists its product as uncharacterized. Gene Ontology annotation, biological process: mitophagy. The record is from RefSeq and is a predicted model, not a curated record. Gene Ontology annotation, molecular function: mitochondrion autophagosome adaptor activity. Lineage: Eukaryota; Fungi; Ascomycota; Pichiomycetes; Serinales; Debaryomycetaceae. The coding region runs from base 1 to 435 and encodes 144 amino acids. The transcript has a single exon.